Molecule: messenger RNA, 525 nt
Organism: Auxenochlorella protothecoides
Lineage: Eukaryota; Viridiplantae; Chlorophyta; Trebouxiophyceae; Chlorellales; Chlorellaceae
Product: Ubiquitin-conjugating enzyme E2 C
Exons: 4
Coding region: 1-525 (174 amino acids)
Source: RefSeq, a predicted model, not a curated record
AUGAGCACCACAGCGACCUCGGGCUCCAUCGGGGGCCAGCCGAGUCCGAUCAAAACAGGUUCAACGGAGCCUCUACAGCGGCUCGACACUGCUGCCGUGGCCAAGAGGCUACAGCAGGAGCUUAUGAGCCUCAUGAGCAGUGGCGAGAAGGGCAUCUCUGCAUUUCCACAGGGCGACUCCCUCUUCACAUGGGUUGGCACAAUUGAGGGAGCAUCUGGGACUGUUUUUGAGGAGCUUACAUUCCGCUUGUCCCUGAACUUUGGGGCAGACUACCCCUUCAAGCCGCCGACAGUAAAAUUUGAGACCCCCUGCUUCCACCCCAAUGUCGACCUUCAGGGCAACAUCUGCCUGGACAUCCUGAAGGAGAAAUGCGUCCGGACUGUGCUGCAGUCGAUCCAGUCGCUGCUGGCGGACCCAAACAACGAUUCGCCACUAAACGUCCAGGCAGCCAAGUUGUGGGACCAGGACCAAGCCGUGUAUCGCCAGAUGGUGAUGAAGACCUACAAUGCUGCCAAGACGUCCUGA